GUAAAUUUCCUGCAUUAACAGUGCAAACAACGGGUGGAACUCUUCGGGAUCUCAGCAGAAAUCACUAAACGGGAAUUAAAAGCUAAAACAGAAGAUCUGCAUAAUGGACUUCUCCAACACAUACCGAAAUUACGGAGAGGUCGUCGACUUCCCAGAGGACUUCCUCAGUGACUACGUUCCAACUGUGAAAAGCGAGCCAGAGCCAGCUGCAAUUGCACCGUCCGUUUGCGAGCCUCCAAUUUCAACGACACGAAACUAUGGAACGGACUUUGGCAGAGCUUCUUCGAUGUGCGGAUCGUCUUCUUCUUCGUCCUCUUCGUCGUACUCAUCGGGAUCGUCGCCGAACUAUUUGACCGAAAACGGAGGAGAUACAGAAGAGCCGAGGUUCGAGGAAUUGGUGUCUAGGAAAAUGAGUUUCGACAGUGAAAAUGUUGCUCAGGUGAGCAACCAAAUGGAUUAUGCAAGAGAUACUUAUGCAGAUUCACGUAUUCCAUUUGCUUCAAUUGACUCCAACGAUGCUCUGCUUCCAUAUCCAGUGAACAAUUAUGUGGCUGCACUACCAGUUCCAGUUCCAGCAAAGAAAUCCAGAGGCAGAACUGCACCAAGAACUCCGAAGUCUCUAGAAACUUCGAAACCAGGCCGCGGGGUCAAGCGCCCGGCUUCCAAAGAAAUUGAUGCUAAAGACCUUGGAAUCGGAGAUCUCUCGGCUCACAUGAACAGGCAGAUUGGCGAUGAUGAAGAGCUCGACACUCAACUCAUCGCUCAUCGUAUUCUGGACGAGCUCAAAGAGCAAUGCAUCCCACAAGCUUCACUUGCCGUUAAAGUUCUAGGCAGAAGCCAAGGAACACUGUCGGAUCUGCUCCGCAAGCCGAAACCAUGGGGCAUUAUGAAGAAUGGUCGAGGAACGUUCCAGCGUAUGGCCAACUGGCUUGACUUGGAUCCGGUAGUUCGUCGUGCAUUGUGCUUUAUGAAAAAGGAAGAUGUUGCGAGGAUCACUGGGAUGGCUGAGCCAACUCCAGCAAAAAGAGCACGCCAAACAACGCCUAGCGACGAACGAAUCCGACGCUUCACAUUCACGCAAACCCAGCUCGACUCGUUGCAUACAGUCUUCCAACAACAAGAUCGUCCGAAUCGCGAAAUGCAACAGGCUCUGAGUGCGACAUUGAAGCUCAACCGUUCCACCGUCGGCAAUUUCUUUAUGAACGCCCGCCGUCGUCUUCCAAAAGCUGCACCGGUCAGUCAAAACCUUGUCGCCGAACACGCCAUUGAUCACAAUCAACCGGGACCCAGCCACCAUUAUUAAAAGCGCUAGCAAUAGAUGUAGUCUGCCAAACCAUCACUCAAUACGGUGUACGCUAUUUUAUGGGUGAUUUUUAGUUUUUGCGUGUCAUUUUUCAAGCUCACAGUCUCACAGGUCCCCCAUUCACCGCUUAAAUUUGUUCGUGUUUUAGCAUGAACGUGUGUUUGAAUUGUGUACAAUGUACAGUAAUUUCCUAAUUUCAAUAAUUUUAUAAGUUUAAUAUUAACAAAAAAUCCAAAAACCUCCAAAAAAAUUGAAAAAUUCCAAAAAUCCCAAAAAAAAAAUUGACUACUAUCGUUCUGUUUAAUAUAAAAUCCUUGAUUGUUUUAAUUGUUAAUUGUAUUAAUUCCCCAUCCAAUUCCCAUACCUCUUCAUUGCCUUAUCAAUUUUGUGACCGAUCCCAAUCCAGCCAUAACAUUUCAGCCAUAACACAUUUUUCAGAUGCUCAGUUCAAAAUAUUUCACAUUGUCACUUUCUCUUUAGCGUUGAUUGUUAUGAUUAUUGGUGUUUUCUUAUAUAAAAAUCACCCCGCUG
Molecule: messenger RNA, 1834 nt
Organism: Caenorhabditis elegans
Lineage: Eukaryota; Metazoa; Nematoda; Chromadorea; Rhabditida; Rhabditidae
Gene: ceh-39
Product: Homeobox protein ceh-39
Exons: 5
Coding region: 104-1303 (399 amino acids)
Cellular component (GO): nucleus; chromosome
Molecular function (GO): DNA binding
Source: RefSeq, marked reviewed